AAGGUUAGAUUGAAUAUAGGCGGGGAUCCCUCCCGCCGCCUCGGGCAGGGCUCGUCGGCUGCAAUCGCAGGCUUAGUCAGGCGCUCGGAUUCCAAAGAUCCACUUUCUGACCUUUCCUUGCGCGGAUCCUCAACUAGGUGGUCGCAGCCGCUUUGCCAAAGUUGCGCAGGGAACUGGAGGGGUGGUGGGGGCUCGGAGAAGCAUCUCCCGGUACAACCCAAACCUUUCGGAGCCGCUUCCGGAUUAAUUGGCCGAAACGCGCGGAAAAAUCCUCUUCCAGCGUUUCCGCGGGUUCCCUCCGAGCGUGGGCAGCGGCAACUGGGAAGACAGCGUCCCGGGGCGCUGCUGCUGUUGCUGCUGCUGCUUUUUUGGCGGGGCCGGGGCGCCCUCUCUUACGUCACCUCUGCCUUAAGGCGGGUUGCGCUGAGCCAGCAGGAGGGUGGUGCUAGGCGCUGUAAGGGCAACCCGCGCCCGGGAUUAUCUUCCCCCUUCGCUUUCCUUUCCAACCAGCCGGGCCACAGCCAUGCCGGUGAGCCGCGGCUCUCGGAGCCUGGCGGGCGUGCUGCUCUUCGCCGCCCUGUUGGCCGAGGCGGGAGCGGCGGGUGGCUGCGCCGAGCUGGGACGCUGCUGCUCGGGCAGGAGCCUGGAGUGUGUGAGCGCCGGUUGGAGACCAGACGGAUCCUACGGGCUCUGCUAUUGCGACCAGGCUUGCCUUGCCACCCUGGAUUGCUGCAGCGACUACCGGCGCUUUUGCCCAGAGGCCUCCUGCCUGGUCUCUGACUGGAGUGAAUGGAGUGGGUGUGCUGAACACUGCAAGGCGACCUACCGCCUCCGAAGGAGAUCUGUGAUCCGGGAGCCCAGAAACGGUGGAGAAGCCUGCCCUGCUCUUGAAGAGAAGGCUGGCUGUUUGGAGUAUUGGACUCAGCAAGGAACAUUGUGCAAGGACUCCAUUCUCCCAGCAUUAAUAACCACCGGAGGCUAUGGGAAAGCAAGGAGAAAGCGUGCUGUGCUCAGCGGGAGAGAAAGAGUUGGGUAUUGUGUUGAGUUCCAGCUCAUGGACAUCACAAAAGGCUGCCUUCAUGGGAACAGUUCCUACACUCAUUGGAUGAAGUAUCUCAGUGAAGGACACACAGUGUGUGUGGAGUGUCAACAUCCAGCCCUCAAUCAGAAGAGUCUACACUGCUCUGGGGAUGGGAGCGGAGCUAAGAAGAACCAGCUACUGUACUGGCAGGCUGUGGGGAAUCCAAGAUGUAGAGGGACCUGGAAGAGGGUUCGUCAGCGGGAUACUUGCACUUGUCCUUCAGUUCACAGCUUCUUGUUCAUCUGACUUUCAUAUAAUCCACCAACAUUGAUUUUAUCACUGCUGUAAUCCUCAUUUACAGAAAUUCAGGGAAUAAGGUGGAACCUGCCGCGUGGACUUUUCAACAUUCUUCCAAUGUCCGAAGCCCUACCUCUCACUCCCAAUAUUUUAUGUUUCAUAAUCUCUGACAUUAAUACAAUUGAACGAGUCCAGAAAUAUUUUACAAGAAGAGUUCUCCGCUCCUCUGUAAACAACAAAAUACCUUAUACCACCAGACUUGAAAUCCUGGGAUUAGAAAAUUUAGAACUCCGCCGACUCCAACAAGACCUGUGUUUAACACACACAAUCAUCUAUUGCAAUGUCCUUCCUGUUAAAGACUACUUCAGCUUCAAUCGCAAUAAUACAAGAGCAAACAAUAGAUUCAAACUUAAUGUUAACCGCUUCAGUCUUGAUUGCAGAAAUUAUGACGUUUGUAACAGAGUUGUUAAUGCUUGGAACACACUACCUGACUCUGUGGUCUCUUCUCAAACUCCCAAAAGCUUUAACCAAAAACUUUCUACCAUUGACCUCACCCCAUUCCUAAGAGGACUAUAAGGGGCAUACAUAAGAGCACAAAAGUGCCUACCGUUCCUGUCCUAUUGUUUCCUUUCAUUAUAUAUACGCUUAUAUGUUGUAUAGUUGUUUCAUGCUUAUGCUUAUAUAUACUGUUGUUACAAAAUAAAAAAAAUAUUAAAAAAAAUAUCGAAUAGCAGGGUUUAAAGAAGAACCACUGUGAGAGAGACCCAGGAUUGUAAGGUUUUGAUCUGAAGGCAGACUCUGAUGAAUAUGGAUGGAUAAACCUCGUCAGCGCUCAAUUUGGAUCACCCUCAAGGUACAUAAAGCCGUUUCCUCUGAAAAUUAAAAUAUUUCAGGUUGUUCACAUCUUGCUCACCAAGUUCUCUUUCUGAGUUUAUCACUUCUUCCAUUUUGACAAAGCUUAUCUGCCUAAGACAGCUGCAGUGAAGCUGGAGACGGUUGAAGAGGAGCAAAAGAUCUAAUCUUCCUGUUCUAUGUCCAUCCUCAGACUUUAAUAAUCUCCUAAAUCUUGUAUCAAAGCCUGAGCUUAGGGAAUUUUGGUGACAUUUCUCAUAAUUAGUACAGGAUGGUUUCUGUAUGUGCAGAGAUAAAGCACUGAUGUGAUACUGAUCACAGAACUCAGCUUCCCCAGAAUCUCCUUCCCUUAUAUUUCAAAAAGCAAGUUUUUAGAUUUUAUGGCUGCUGCCAAGCUAUGCUUGGAACUUUUAAUGCCUGCUGUGAACAUGGAAGCUGUAGAUUCUUGGAAAUGAUUUCCAGGCAUGUAUCUUUUGGCUUCAUGGAAAGUCCCCUCUUUUAUAUUUAAAUUGCAAUAGUUGAAUAAAUGUAUAGUGUAGUUCCGGUAUCCAUAUUUUUAUGCCAUUUGCACCAACAAUAGAUUUCAGGGUUUGCACUUUUAUACAGAAUUUCAUAAUUGUUUUGCAUGUAUUCAACUGAACUAACGAUCUGAGCUAAUUCUGUAUAUAUUAAGUCAUCUGCUUCAUUUUUGUGAAACUGGAAAAUACGCUGGUUGGUUUUUCAUUCCUUGCCAUUCCCGUUCUCCUUCCUUAAGUUUCUGUACAAAACAAAAGGCCAAAGAAAUAUUGGUAUUUUGAUAGUAAUGAUUGAUGUGGCCCCUAGAAGGUUAAUGGCAGCUUUAGGGAAGCAAUUUAUAUUGGGAAAAUUGUCUACAAAAAUGACUGAUCUGUAGAUGCACUUCUUCUUCACAGUUUCUUCCACUGGGAAGCCCAAUCAUGCAUAUAGAAUAGAAUAGAAUAGAAUAGAAUAGAAUAGAAUAGAAUAGAAUAGAAUAGAAUAGAAUAGAAUAGAAUUUUUUAUUGGCCAAGUGUGAUUGGACACACAAGGAAUUUGUCUUGGUGCAUAUGCUCUCAGAGUACAUAAAAGAAAAGAUAUGUUCAUCAAGAAUUCUAAGGUACAACACUUAAUGAUAGUCAUAGGGUACAAAUAAGCCAUCAGGAAACAAUCAAUAUCAAUAUAAAUUGUAAGGAUACAAGCAACAAAAUUACAGUCAUACAGUCAUAAGUGGAAGGAGAUGGGUGAUGGGAAGGAUGAGAAAAUUAAUAGUAGUGCAGACUUAAUAACUAGUUUGACAGUGUCGAGGGAAUUAUUUGUUAAGCAGAGUGAUGGCAUUCGGGAAGAAACUGUUCUUGUGUCUAGUUGUUCUGGUGUGCAGUGCUCUGUAGCGUCGUUUUGAGGAUAGGAGUUGAAACAGUUUAUGUCCAAGAUGCGAGGGGUCUGUAAAUAUUUUCACAGUCCUGUUUUUGACUCGUGCAGUAUACAGGUCCUCAAUAGAAUUAGGUUGGUAGCAAUUGUUUUUCUGCAGUUCUAAUUAUCCUCUGAAGUCUGUGUCUUAUAUAUUCUUGCUUAAUGGAUCCUUGUUUUUUGUAUUUCUACUCCUCCCUGUGUCUUCCCUUGAUUUUGAUGAAUAAGAAAACAAGGCAUCUUUUGAUUUGUCUGAUCAAGGUAGAAUUCAGAUGUCUCUGGACUAGCUUGGCUUUUCGCUCAUUGGCAUGUGGGGAUGCUCUAGGGUAGGGAUGAGGGAAUUAUCUGCAAAUAAGUUGGACAAUAUAUUGAGAUCUUUUUGGUUCUUUGUAAAAGGGGCUUAAGUUCCUCUUAUGAAAAUGAGUUCCUUGGUGUCCUCAAACCAUGGCUGCAGUAUCUCUUGAAGGGCUCCAAGACAAAGCAACCUCCCUGAAAGAAGUUUCCAUUCCUGUUCAAAAUUAUAACAGUAUCAGACUAAAGAGUUUAAGAAACUUGAAACUUGAUUUUUUUUAAUGAAAUGCUUUAUAGACAACUGUAUGUGCUCUGUUCGUAAUAGUUGAGUGGGAUUAUUCAGUUAAAUAGCAAUAGCAAUAGCACUUAGACUUAUAUACUGCUUUACAGUGCUUUAUAGCAAGGGUCACCAACCUUUCAGUCCUCAGGGACCACUAAAUUCAUAAUUUGAAAUCCUGCGGACCAUUAAUGUGAUUUUUUUAGAAAGAUAUUUAGUAUUUAGUGCAAUAUAAAAAUGCAAAUAAUUUUUCUAUGGACCACCAAAAUUUUCUCGUGGACCACCAGUGGUCCACGGACCACUGAUUGGUGACCACUACUUUACAGCCUUCUCUUAGUGGGUUACAAAGUCAGCAUAUUGCCCCCAACAAUCUGGGUCCUCAUUUUACCCACCUCAGAAGGAUGAAAAGCUGAGUCAACCUUGACCCUGGUGAGAAUUCAACUGCCAAAUUGCCGGCAAUCAGCAGAAGUAUCCUGCAGUACUGUAUUCUAACCAUUGUACCACCAUUGCUCAUAACGUAAAUUAUGGCUAGGGCUCCUAUAAUUAAAUGAUGAUGAUGAUUACAUUGUAGGCUUUUUGUUGAAUAGAGACUUCUUGCCACUUUUCUCCAGUUAAAAUUGUUUCCUGUAUAUAUUCUGUGGCACCAUGGUGGUGCUGUGGUUAGAAUGCAGUACUGCAAACUGACUCUGUCCAGUGUCAAGAGUUCGAUCCUAACUGGCUCAAGAUUGACGCAGCCUUCCAUCCUUCCAAGAUCAGUAAAAUGAAGACCCAGAUUGUUGGGGGUGAUAUGGUGACUUUGUAAACUGCUUAGAGAGUGCUGUAAAUCACUAUGAAGUAGUAUGUAAGUGUAAGUGCUAUUGCUGUACUCUAUACUAUGCCUUCCAAAUUCAACCGGAUAAUUUGUUCAGAAGGACAUUGUGGUUGAUUAUAUUGAAAGUGCCUGGGAAGUGCAGGAAAUGUAGCAGAGUCGCAUGAUUUAUUCUACAUAAAUAAUUUUUCAGAGUGAUCGAAGCUGCUUCCAUCUGCCAAAUGCAAGCCAGAUACAAAUAUAUCUAAACGAUCAGAACCUUCAAUACUGCUUAAAAGUGGAAGCCACUAUAUGUUUCAGUAAUUUACUCCUCAAUGGAAAAUUAGAAUCCAAACAGGGAUUGCUAAAAUAGUUGAAUAUAAAUUUGGUUUCUUGAUUAAAUUAUGAUCACUGACUGGUUCUUGCAUGUGUCUUCUAUAAGGAAGACACACAUAUAUAUUUUCAAAGCCAGCGUUGGCAGAUUUGAGAAGCCAGGGUGGACAAGGACAAGAGAUGAAAUGAAUCUCCAAAGCUUUUGUGUACUUUAACUGUAGAAGCUGAUGGGUAACCAUAGCAACAUUAGCAAGAUUGUAGUGUAGUUUCUUUCAUUUUAGAUUCUAUCCAAACUUAAUGCUUCCAAGUAUGUGAUUAUUGGGAAAAUGCACAAUAAACUUCACAUUGUGCAGACCAUCAUCCCUUCAUUCCAAUCAGAACCAUCAUCCCUUCAUUCCAAUCAGAACCUAAGUGAAGGCUUUUCAGUCUCUUGGGAAAAUCCCCAAGAGACUGCAAAGAAGUAUUAGAAUAGAAUAGAAUAGAAUUUUUUUUUGGCCAAGUGUGAUUGGACACACAAGGAAUUUGUCUUGGUGCAUAUGCUCUCAGUGUACAUAAAAGAAAAGAAUCUACCAUUCUCAGAAGUCAGUCUUUCUGUUCUCCAUCCCAGAGAUUUUAAGUAGCCACAAUUUCCAAUUUGACCAAGUAGGCAGUAUCCAAUUAAUAUAGUUGAUGCUUAAUUUUAAUUAUAUAUAUAUAUAUAUAUAUAUAUAUAUUCUUCAAGAUAUGCUGUUUUAUCUAUGACAUUUGUUUGUGUAUACUGUUGUGACAAAAAGAAAUAA
This is a messenger RNA of Ahaetulla prasina, 6041 nucleotides long. RefSeq names its product somatomedin-B and thrombospondin type-1 domain-containing protein-like. The record is from RefSeq and is a predicted model, not a curated record. Bases 524 to 1327 code for a protein of 267 amino acids. Lineage: Eukaryota; Metazoa; Chordata; Lepidosauria; Squamata; Colubridae. The transcript is spliced from 5 exons.